Molecule: messenger RNA, 3075 nt
Organism: Mesocricetus auratus (golden hamster)
Lineage: Eukaryota; Metazoa; Chordata; Mammalia; Rodentia; Cricetidae
Gene: Tmem169
Product: transmembrane protein 169
Exons: 4
Coding region: 272-1165 (297 amino acids)
Source: RefSeq, a predicted model, not a curated record
UCCUCCGCCUCCCUCCUGUGUCCCAGUGCUCGUGUGGAAAAGGAGAAGACGGAGUGUUGAAAGCAACUCUUCAGAUUCCUGCAACUUUCUGAGAGCCUAUUGUACAAGAGGCAGGGUUCCUGCAUAGCAAGGUGGAGUUGGUCAAAUGCACCUUUGGGGGGCAUGUUUACAUAGUCCUUUCCAAGUAGAAGCUGUGCGGUGCUUGGAGCUUGAGUUUGCUCAAGCAAGCCAAACUCUUCUAACGUGAACUCCGCUAGUUCUCAGGACUGGGAUGGAAGAGUCAGCACCAGCAGAAAGCCAGGGCCAGCUACCAAGCCCCCACCACGGCUCACUGAGGAGGGCAGUGGCUGCUGCCCUGGCCCUGGAUGGGGAGUCCACAAUGGGCCGUAGGAAGAAGAGGAGGAAAGAGUCUCGCCCAGAAUCCAUCAUCAUCUACCGGUCAGAUAAUGAGAAGACGGAUGAGGAGCCCGAGGAACCAGAAGGUGGCGAUCGGCCUAAAGAGGAGGAGGGGGAGGAUUUCCUGGACUACCCCGUAGAUGACGGUGUGUGGAACAUGCCUUUGGACAGCCGCUACGUCACACUGACGGGGACCAUCACUCGAGGGAAGAAGAAGGGUCAGAUGGUGGACAUCCACGUCACGUUGACAGAGAAGGAGCUGCAGGAACUGACCAAACCCAAGGAGCUGUCAAGGGAAGCAGCCCCUGAGGGAAGAAGUGUCUGCCAGGUGGGGGCAGACCAGGGCCCACAUGUGGUCCUCUGGACACUGGUCUGCCUACCUGUGGUCUUUAUCCUUUCUUUUGUCGUGUCUUUCUACUAUGGCACUAUCACCUGGUACAACAUCUUCCUUGUGUACAAUGAGGAGAGGACCUUUUGGCAUAAGAUUUCCUACUGUCCCUGCCUCAUUCUCCUCUAUCCAGUGCUCAUCAUGGCCAUGGCCUCCUCCCUGGGGCUAUAUGCCGCCGUGGUCCAGCUGUCAUGGUCCUGGGGAGCGUGGUGGCAAGCUGCCUGUGACAUGGAGAAAGGCUUCUGUGGCUGGCUCUGCAGCAAGCUGGGCCUGGAGGACUGUUCUCCCUACAGCAUUGUGGAGCUGCUGGAGUCUGACAAUAUCUCAGGCAAUCUCUCCAACAGGGACCCCAUCCAGGGAGUAGAGACCUCCUCUGUCUAAACCACCAGAGACUUCUUUCCCUAGUAGUUGAUAGUCAUUCUACAGUUCUAGCAGGUUCUUUCCUUAAACUAUCCAGUCCCCGCUACAGACCUGGAAAAUCCUAGCUCACAAUGGUCUGCCCACCAUCUUCAUUAUCCCAAGAGGGCAGGAAACAGAAAAGUAACUUGUGCCAAAAUAGCUCGUCUAAUAUGCAAGUGCAUCUUGACUCUUUGCCCUGAAAUGACCAUUUAUCUGGAAUAUGAAGGUCCACUGUAAAUUUCUUCAGAGGCCUGAUGGUGUUAUUGGUGCCUGUAAUCCAGGGAAGUAUGUGCCUAAAUGUGACAGGAAGAAAAAAGAGGCUCAGGGGUAACCAAAUCCACCAAGAAAAUAGCUGGAGAUGGAGCGGCACAUUUAGGUAGCUAGGCUACUAAGAUGAAGACUGGGCAUCAUGUAUGUUUAGAUAGAACUGCAUAUAAUUAGAGCCCCAAACAUGAGUGAACCAAACAAGAGAGAAAUCUUCUUCCAUCUUAUAUAGAUGUCUGGAGGUGGACCACCCCAAAACCCUGUGAUGUCAUCUGGAGUUCACUGGAUGGUGUUCUUAUUUUCAGUUUCCAAAUGCUGACUAUAUCUCUAGCUGUUAUAGUAGUGCUUCUGGGAAAUACAGAAGAAGCAAAGGGGGGCACAAAGCCCCCGUCAAUACUUAUUAUAUCUCAUUGACCACACUAUAGUCACAUGACCUCACAAUCAAGAUACUGGGAAACGUUAUCUUUUAUCUGGGUAACUAUAUUCCUAGAUGAUAUUGGGUUAUGUAAAUUUGUGGAAAGGGAGAAUAGCUAUUUGGCAGGCAGGCAUGAGUCCACAUCUUUUUUGUUUUGUUUUGUCUUUUUGAGACAGGGCUUCACUGUAUUACUUUGGAGCCUGUCCUGGAACUCACUCUUGUAGACCAGGCUGGUCUCAAACUCACAGAGACCCCCCCUGCCUCUGCCUCCCGAGUGCUGGGAUUAAAGGCAUGUGCCACCACUGCCCAGCAAGAGUCCACACCUUAUGAAUAGGUAUUAAUAUCAUUCAGGAUUCAAAACUACUAAUACAGCUUUAUUUAUUUACUUGUUUAUUCAUUUAGCUAUUUUGGUCCUAGUCUUACAAGGAGAAUUUAUACCUAAAUAUGGGCUACAUAUACUAUGCAUAUGCCUUAGACAGUAGCAUCUCUUGUACUUGACAACUUAACUUUUGUCCCGUGGUUUCAUAUAUGUCAUAUAACUACAGGAUAAUUCUUCCUGGAAAGAAAGGGGGCACAGGGAUUGACAGUAUUUAAUCUAUAAAGACAGAGGAGAGGGAGAGGAAAAGAGAGUGACAUACACACACACAGAGACAGAGAGAAAGACAGAGAGAGAAUCAGAGAGAGACAGAGAGAGACUAUCCCAGCAGGGGUUAGUAGCUCAAAACAGCACAUUUAGCUUGUGCUUUGGUCAAACCCGGGAGCCUUAUUCACUCAGACCUCGCUAGCAUGAAGCACCUCUGACAUGGGUAAUAUCACCAAUUAAUCCAGAUGAAAAGAUCCUGGAUGGAAGAAAUACUUCAUUUUUAAGUGUCUUGGUUUCAAAAUGUCCAGUCCUAAGAGGUCAGUGAGUUUUGGAAUUGGGGUUCUUUGCAAAAAGUGAUCAAAUUUUUUCUUGUGUCUCAGAAACAAAUGCUUCGAGGAACCAGCAUGAACUGAACUAGAGGGGUGGGUCAAGCUCCCCAACUACCAAACAGUGACAUUCAUUUAGUGUAUGGUGCUGAACUCCACUUUCAGAGAAUCAAGAAAACAAUCCUGUUAGUAGAAAAAGAAAAAAAAAACCGUGUCCAGUAUUUUUGAGAAUAGCUGUGGUGCUUCCUGGUGCAUUUCCAGAGAUAAGAGUAAUUUAAAUGAAAAUAAAAAUAAUAGAAUCUGA